Torulaspora delbrueckii is the source of this 417-nucleotide messenger RNA. It is a transcript of the gene EXP1, whose product is annotated as Exp1p. The coding region runs from base 1 to 417 and encodes 138 amino acids. The record is from RefSeq and is a predicted model, not a curated record. NCBI's taxonomy places the organism in Eukaryota, Fungi, Ascomycota, Saccharomycetes, Saccharomycetales, Saccharomycetaceae. The transcript has a single exon.
AUGGAUCUAUACGCUUUCUUGGUGGUUUUCGCACUAGUACUCUUGUUUGUGGUACUAUUGCCGACUGUGUCUGGUAUUGGAAGCUUCAGCGUUAAUAAAAGUGGUAGAAAGGUCACUAGUACCUCAAAGAAGGAGAAGGGCAAGAAACCGUUCAAGUUUGAGUUAAAGAAGGAUGCAGAUGUCGAGCGUACAGAAACUGGACUUUCAACAGCACACAAAACUGGUAAGCUCGAAAUAGACCCUAGAACAGGUCUAAAGAGACGGGUCAUUGGCAAAUACGAUGAGAAUCCUAAUAACUACGAUUAUGACUUGGACGAACUUGUGAAUGAGGAUAGAAUCGAAGAGGAAAAGGCACAGGCUCAACGUUUAAAACAGUUCCAAGGAAGCACGGAGAAGGCAUAUGAAGAACUUGUAUAG